UUUUUUCCAGUUUAGCGUCGUCGUCGAAUUCUCUUUGUUUGUUAGAGAGAGAAAGGUAGCGAGAGAGAGAGAGGAUUGUUGAAAUGGUGGAUCUCCAGAGGGUGUGUUGCAUGUGUGGUGAUGUGGGUUUCCCUGACAAACUCUUCCGCUGCAACAAAUGCCGUAACCGCUCUCAACAUUCGUACUGCAGCAACUAUUAUAGCGAAUUUGCGGGGGAAAUCAAGGUGUGUGAUUGGUGCCAAAGCGAGGAGAGAAGUGCCAGCAAACACGGGAGCUCUUCCAAGAAAUCAACCGGGCACGAAAGCGGCGGAGUCACAAAACGAUCGGAGUAUUCCCUUGAAAAAAUCAAGAAUCACGAUCGCCAAGAGAGCGGCAGCGGGGGCAGCGCAGCGAAGGUGAGGAGCCCCGGCGGCGGCGUGCCUUCUCCUCGGGCCGGUGCAAGGAGGUACAAGCUUCUCAAGGACGUUAUGUGCUGAAAAUAAAGAAAUAAUUAAUAAGUCAAAAGGAAUUUUGACCAGCCAGAAACAAAAUCUUCAAAGAAGAAGCAGAAGAAGCAGCAAUUGUGUUUUGAUAAGUAGAGGUGUCCCUUACAAUUAAGUUU
Tripterygium wilfordii is the source of this 601-nucleotide messenger RNA. RefSeq lists its product as uncharacterized. Lineage: Eukaryota; Viridiplantae; Streptophyta; Magnoliopsida; Celastrales; Celastraceae. The record is from RefSeq and is a predicted model, not a curated record. Bases 84 to 476 code for a protein of 130 amino acids. The transcript has 2 exons.